UCUAUGGGGCUGGCCCAUGGGCAUAGGGGGCGCCUCGUCUGCCGUGGAGCGCAGAGCCAGGGAGACACAUCCCAUGGGGAUGCGUGCCACGGGGAGGCAUCCACAGUGGUGCCCGUGGCUGAUGGGGGUCCGCAUGCACGCGUGUGCGUGCGCGGGGGAGCUGCUGGAUGCCUUCAAGGAGUUUGACACGGACCAGGACGGCUUCAUCAGCUACAAGGACCUGGGCGCCUGCAUGCGCACCCUGGGGUACAUGCCCACCGAGAUGGAGCUCAUUGAGAUCUCGCAGCACAUCAAGAUGAGGAUGGGUGGCCGCGUGGACUUCGAGGACUUUGUGCAGAUGAUGGGCCCAAAGCUGCGGGAGGAGACAGCCCACAUGGUGGGCGUGCGGGAGCUCAAGAUUGCCUUCCGUGAGUUCGAUGUGAACGGGGAUGGGGAGAUCAGCAGUGCGGAGAUGCGGGAGGCCAUCGCAGCGCUGCUGGGGGAGCAGCUCAAGGCACAGGAGGUGGAUGAGAUUCUGCAGGACGUGGACCUCAACGGGGACGGUCACGUGGACUUUGACGAGUUCGUCAUGAUGCUGUCUUCCCGAUAACGAAGUCGUGGGGCAGGAGGGCAUACAGGGCUGAGCCGCGCCACUCCCCCCUACACGGCCCUUGUCAGCAGAUCCAGGCACGUCCCCAUCCCCCCAGAUACUCCCUGCCUGGUGAGCAUUGAUCAUCCUAGCCUCUCUGGCCAGCAUUAGGGUUCAGAGUGAACAGUUGGAGCUGAGCCCACAUCUAGGAGCCAGCAUGAGGCAGGGCAGACACGAGACACCACCCCCCACCCCAAAACCCCCGGGGGGUAGCAGGGCCAGGGUGGGCUAGGUGAAACCCAAUAAAGCUCCUUGUGCA
This is a messenger RNA of Struthio camelus australis, 887 nucleotides long. The record is from RefSeq and is a predicted model, not a curated record. Lineage: Eukaryota; Metazoa; Chordata; Aves; Struthioniformes; Struthionidae.